Rotaria sp. Silwood2 is the source of this 1962-nucleotide messenger RNA. NCBI's taxonomy places the organism in Eukaryota, Metazoa, Rotifera, Eurotatoria, Philodinida, Philodinidae. The record is from the annotation of a GenBank genome assembly.
AUGCUAAGUGUUAAUCGAUUAUUAUUAUCAUCAUUUCAUUGUCGUCAUAUUCGUUAUUUCAGUACAUAUGGAUUUGAUAUUAAUCCUGAAGUAAAACUAGCUUUAAAUGAACGUCGUCCAAUAGUUGCAUGUGAAACAGCUAUUCUUACACAUGGUUUACCUCGACCAUCAAAUAUUGAAACAUGUUUACGUAUUGAACAAAUUAUUCGUGAAAAUGGUUCAAUACCAGCAACAAUUGCUAUUUUAAAUGGUCGAAUUAAAGUUGGACUUACACAAACUGAAUUAGAACAACUUGGUUCAUUGAAUAAUGUUGAAAAAGCUUCUCGACGUGAUUUACCUUAUCUUAUAUCUCGUCAAGCAUCAGCUGGUACAACAGUCGCAGCAACAAUGCUUAUUGCACAUCGUUGUGGUAUUCCAUUAUUUGCAACCGGUGGUAUUGGUGGAGUUCAUCGCGAUUCAAUAAAUACGGGUGAUAUAUCAUCAGAUUUAGAUGAAUUAGGACGUACACCUGUUUGUGUUGUUUCAAGUGGUGUUAAAUCAAUUCUUGAUAUUCCUAAAACACUUGAAUAUCUUGAAACAAAAGGCGUUGGAGUUUAUACAUUUGGUGACACAGAUGAAUUUCCAAAUUUUUUUACACGAACAAAUGAAUUUCGAUCACGUUCAUGUGCAGCAAUUCGUACUAUUGAUGAGGCAGCACGACUUGUUCGUAGUAUGAUUGAUUUAAAACUUGAUUCUGGUCUAUUACUUGCUGUUCCUAUUGACAAAGAAGAUGAAUUAGAAGAUGAUGGCGGAGAAAAAAUAGAAUCAAUUAUUCGUGAAUCUCUCGAACGAGCCACAAAAGAAAAAAUAACGGGUAAUAAAGUAACACCAUUUGUUCUAAGUGAAAUUCGUCGUCAAACGGGUAAUAAAUCAAUAAAAACGAAUCAAAAAUUAAUUUAUAAAAAUGCUCGUAUUGCAUCACAAAUUGCUGUUGCUUUAUCAUCAGUUAAAUCAAAUUCAUCUUCUUUAAUUAUUAUUGGAGCACGAAAUAUUGAUUUACAUAUUCAACUUAAUGCUGAUUUUAUACCGCAUAAAGGUUCCACUAUUCCUUGUCGUUUACGGCAGAAUUUAGGUGGAGUUGCAUAUAACGUCACACAUGCUCUUCAUCUACUAAAAAAUCAUUCUAUUCGUCUUCUUACUGUUUCGGGUACGUCUAAUUUAUUAACAAUAAAUGAUUCAACGCCAGCUCUUAUUCAUGAAAUCGAAGGUGAAUCAACAGCGUGUUAUAUAUCUUUGCUUGAUUCAAAAACAAAUGAACUUAUUUGUGGUUUUGGUGAUAUGGAUAUAUAUGAAAGACAAAUAACACCAACAUUUUUAGAUAAAUAUCUUUCAAUUUUAAUCAAUAGCCAAUGGAUUAUGUUUGAUGCAAAUUUAAGUCAAUUAGCAAUGAAAUAUUUAAUAGAAAUUAGUAGUAAAUAUAAAAAAUAUUUAGUUUUUAUUUCUGCUGGCGGUCCAAAUAAAGCUCGACGAAUUAAUUCAUAUCUAAAAGAUAUUCAUGUACUUUUUUGUAAUCGACUUGAAUUUCAAGCAAUUACAGAAUCAUCAUCAAUAGAAUUGAGUUUAAAAAAUUUAUUUAAAAAAAAUUCUAAUUUAAAAUUAAUUUGUAUAACAAUGGGUUCUGAUGGUGUAUUGAUUGGUAAUAAUGGAAAAUUAAGAAUGUAUAAAGCUUUAAUAGCAGAUAAAGAACAACAAGAUAUUAAAAAUGUAACGGGAGCUGGAGAUAGCUUUGCUGCAGGUGUUAUGAAUCAAUUAUUAAAAACAAAUUUUAAUAAUAUUGAUCGUGCUAUUGCAUGCGGCUUAUUAUCAGCAAAAUUUACUUUAAAAUCUGCAAAUACAAUUAGUGAACAAUUAAAAACAAUUGAUGAUAGUAUGAUUGAUGAGAUUUAUUUGAAAGAACUUAAGUAUGAGAAUAUUGAUUUGUAA